This is a messenger RNA of Daucus carota subsp. sativus, 1766 nucleotides long. Its product is annotated as protein DETOXIFICATION 24. Gene Ontology annotation, molecular function: xenobiotic transmembrane transporter activity; antiporter activity. Bases 145 to 1608 code for a protein of 487 amino acids. The record is from RefSeq and is a predicted model, not a curated record. NCBI's taxonomy places the organism in Eukaryota, Viridiplantae, Streptophyta, Magnoliopsida, Apiales, Apiaceae. The transcript is spliced from 9 exons. Gene Ontology annotation, cellular component: membrane. Gene Ontology annotation, biological process: xenobiotic detoxification by transmembrane export across the plasma membrane.
CUUGUUACUACAUCAAGUGGCACAUAUUGUUGCCUUCAAUGACUUGUUCUUCUACUUGUCCAUUUUUGUUGCAUAUAAGCCAGCCCCUUCAUUCCUCAUUCCAGUCUUUCUCCAUCGUGCUCAAGCUGCUCUUCCUCAUUAAGAAUGGAUAAUGGACUGCACGAGAGGCUUCUUGUACCAAAAGCUCAAGAGGAAAAAGAAAUUGAACUAAAAACAAAGAUUUGGCAAGAAUCCAAGAAUAUAUGGAGGGUUGCAUUACCUGGAGUUAUAUCAAGAGUGGGUUCAUUUGGAACUAUAGUGGUCACACAAUCAUUUAUUGGCCAUGUAAGUCCAUUGGAUCUUGCUAGCUAUGCACUUGUGCAAACCAUCCUCGUCCGAUUUGUAAAUGGAAUACUGUUGGGAAUGUCAAGUGCGACUGAAACUCUUUGUGGGCAAGCAUUUGGAGCAGGACAAUACCAUAUGAUGGGUAUCUACUUGCAACGGUCAUGGAUCGUUGAUUUGAUUACUCUGACUAUCUUGCUCCCAGUAUUCAUAUUUGGAAGGCAAUUAUUCAUGCUACUUGGCCAGGAAGAGUCUAUAGCAAAAAGUGGAGGUUACAUAUCACUGUGGUUCAUUCCAUUUGUGUACAGUUUUGUCUUUAGCUUGACUAUCCAGAUGUACCUUCAAGCACAGUUAAAGAACAAGCUUAUAGCCUGGAUCUCGACUUUCCAGUUCAUCCUCCAUGUGCCUUUGUCGUGGCUCUUAGUUAGUUACUUCGAUUUUGGGGUUCCUGGUGCGAUGAGUGCACUAAAUAUAUCAUCUUGGUUUCUGAUAUUUGGGGAGUUCAUUUACAUCUUUGGUGGUUGGUGUCCUGAAACAUGGAGAGGAUUCUCCAAAGCUGCCUUUUUGGAUAUUUUUCCUGUAGUCAAGCUCUCAUUGUCAUCAGGCUUGAUGGUUUGCUUAGAGUUGUGGUACAGUGCUGUCCUAGUCUUGAUUGCGGGGUAUAUGGAAAAUGCAGAGGUCGCUAUAUCUGCCUUCUCCAUUUGCCUCAACAUUAACGUGUGGGAACUAAUGAUAUGCCUUGGCUUUCUAGGAGCUGCAUGUGUAAGGGUUGCAAAUGAACUCGGCAAGGGAAAUGCUGAUGCAGUGAGAUUCUCUAUCAAAGUCUUAAUAGCCACUUCGUUGGUUAUAGGAGUAUUCUUCUCUACUAUCUGCUUCUUGUUCCAUAAAGAGAUUGCACAAUUCUUUACAAAUGACAAGGAAGUCGCAGACACUGUCUCAGAUCUCUCUGUGCUCUUAGGCAUCUCGGUGUUUUUGAAUAGUAUAUACCCAGUUCUCUCAGGGGUGGCGGUCGGGGCUGGUUUGCAGGCAACUGUUGCCAUUGUGAAUUUAGUCUGCUAUUAUUUGAUUGGCGUUCCAGUUGGAAUUUUCCUUGGAUACGUUGUUGGUCUUCAAGUAAAGGGAGUAUGGAUCGGAAUGAUAUGUGGAGUUGCUUGCCAGUCUAUUACACUGUGCAUAUUAGCAUGGAGGACCGAUUGGGAUGUUCAAGUGCAAAAAGCGAAGGAACGUCUCAACCGUUUUUACUUGAGUUCCGGAGAGGAGAGGCACCAAAGUUCUAAUCAUGCUUGAGAUUAGAGAACCUUUCACACAUGUUACUAUAUUUUUUUUGUCCUAAAUAAAGUGUCGUUUCUUGUUUCGUUAGGCAGUAGUUAGCACUGCAUUUCUACUAAUUUGAGGUUGCAUACAUUAUUAAUUUAUGAAUAACAAAUGCAAACUUGAAGGGUUCA